This is a messenger RNA of Sinocyclocheilus grahami, 4815 nucleotides long. RefSeq names its product MKL/myocardin-like protein 2. Gene Ontology annotation, biological process: smooth muscle cell differentiation; positive regulation of transcription by RNA polymerase II. The transcript is spliced from 17 exons. The record is from RefSeq and is a predicted model, not a curated record. Gene Ontology annotation, cellular component: nucleus. Lineage: Eukaryota; Metazoa; Chordata; Actinopteri; Cypriniformes; Cyprinidae. Gene Ontology annotation, molecular function: transcription coactivator activity. Bases 316 to 3135 code for a protein of 939 amino acids.
CACAAUAAGAGCGGCCAUCUUUACCCACAGCAGCAACUGCUACUCCAGUAAAGAAAGAAAAUAAGUGCCCUGUCGGAGUUGUAUUGUAUUCUAGACGUGUGGGAACACGUUUCAAUUGGAAGCCAAACGAGCGGAACCAUGACCUAGUGAUCUUUAUAAGGAGCGCUGUGUCACAAAGCAUCCUUCUCUUUUGACAGGUAAAUCAUCUGCAAGGACCGAUUAGAAUUAAAGAGUGUAGUCCGAGAUUCCCGCCAGUCGUCUGUACCACUGUGGUAGUGUCCUGGGACAGAUCCUUGCCUCUCCCCCUGAGGAGACAUGGAGCCCCAGGAGAGUCUGGGAGUGGAGGGUGACUCGGGUGCACUGGGGGUGCUGGUGCCGAGCCCACGGAGCGAAGCGGUGACCCAUGACCUGGAGGAAUUGUCUCUGCAGCCCACUCAGAGCCUUCUACCCAUUAAAGAGCGCAAGAAUGUGCUUCAGUUAAGACUACUGCAGAGGCGCACACGCGAGCAGCUCGCAGACCAGGGCAUCAUGCCACCCCUGAAGACACCUGCAGCUUUUCACGGGCAGGUCAGAAGUCUGGAGAGAGCAAGAACUGAGAAUUUCCUGAAGCAUAAAAUCCACAGCAGACCUGACCGCUCUGAACUUGUUCGUAUGCACAUUUUACAAGAAACCCACGCAGAGCCUUCUUUGCAAGCCACUCAGAUGAAACUAAAGAGGGCGCGUCUAGCAGAUGACCUCAAUGAGAAGCUUGCACAGAGGCCUGGACCAAUGGAACUGGUGGAGAAGAAAAUUCUGCCUGUUGACAUUGUUGGAGAACAGGAUGUUUAUAACUUCAAUGAGGACAGCAGUGAAGCUCUGUCUCCAGAGCAGCCAGCUAGUCAUGAGUCUCAAGGCUCUGUAUCUUCUCCUGUAGAAGCCAGACUGCCUGAACCAUCCUCUGUUUCACCUCCAACUGGCUCCAAACUCCAGAGUUCAGACUUCCUGAACAGAACAUCAGUAGAAGAUGGCCGAGUAAUGACUUCCACUCAGACAGUCACUGCUGCUGCUCCCACAAAGCCUGGACCCACCCUUGUGAAGCAAAGCCAGCCCAAACAGUCCAGUGACAAGAGCCGAAGCAAGAAGAGUAAAGAACCCAAACCGCGAAUUAAGAAGCUCAAGUAUCACCAGUACAUCCCACCCGACCAGAAGCAGGAACCCAAUGAAGCCCCGAUGGACUCGGCAUAUGCCAGGCUGCUUCAGCAACAGCAGCAGUUCCUGCAGCUCCAGAUUCUCAAUCAUCAGCAACAGCAUUACAAUUACCAGGCCAUAUUACCAGCACCACUCAAGCCAGUAGCUGAGAGUCAGAACAGCUGCCCCAACAUCACAUUGAGCACCAGCCCGAGUCUUCCCGCUCCCAUUGUGGUAUCUCUGCCCAAUGCGGCUCCUUCACGUGCCAACAACACUUUGACCGGUCGUAAAACCGGGUCUCUGCCUACCAACCUAGAUGAGAUGAAGGUGGCUGAGCUUAAGAUGGAGUUGAAAUUGCGAGGACUUCCUGUAUCCGGCACCAAAACAGAUCUCAUAGAAAGGCUUAAGGCCCACCAGGAGAGCUCUCAAUCUGCUACAACCAUGGAUACAAACAUCUCCAAAGCUUCUCUGCAGCCUGACAGCAUGAACACAACUCCACCCGUUUCUCCUGAGGCCUCCAACAUCAGUAUGAAGAACAGCAGAGACAGUCCCACCAAAGCUCUAUUUACAUUGUCUCCAGCCCGUCCACCAACAGGCACCUCACCCCUCAAACCCGCACCUGAAGACAUGACCAUGGACAUCAAGGUGUCCGAAAAAGACCAGCGGCUUCACGAGAAGGAGCGCCAGAUUGAGGAACUCAUGCUUAAGCUGGAGCAGGAGCAGCGGCUGGUGGAGGAGCUGAAGAUGCAGCUGGAGGUGGAGAAGAGGAGUCAGCAGGGCGGAGGGCCUGAACCCAAUCUAUCAGUCCAGGUCAAAGAGGAGAACGGAUCCUCCCCGAGCUGCAACUCCAAGCAGAGUCCCCUGCGGCAAACUACAGGUGUGAAACAGGAAGAGCCACAUGCCCAGCAGCACCACACCCCAGUCCAGCAGUUCUAUAUCAACACACAGCAAGUCCCUCAAGUGCUGCAUCAGCAGACACUGACCAACACUCAGCCUGCCGCACAAAUCCUGCUGCCCAUCAGCCUGCCCAACAAUCCCAUCAGCACACAGGCGCAGACCGUUCUCCAACAAACAAUGCCCAGUUUGGCUCAAAGCAUCAUACAAACACCACUUCUGCAAACACAGACGUCCAACAACACAAUGUUACAACAGCAUUCAAAUCAGACGGCAUCUCCACCUCAAGCUUUACCCCUGUGUGGAAGCUUAUCUUCUGGGUUUGAGUACAGACAGAACCAGAGCCAGCCCAUGGCAGAAAUGCCCCAGUGCUUCCUCAACAACUCGCCCAGACACACAAAUGGACCUACUAACAAACCUCCCUCGCCCUGUCAGCUCAACUAUAUCCUUCAGCCAUCAAAGUUCCCCAAUCACCGCAGCCCAAAGAGCAAAGACCCACCCCGUUACGAGGAGGCUGUCAAACAGACCAGAGGUCUGCAAGCCACAAUGCAGGUUCCUACUGCUACCAGUCAGCACAUGGACGAUUUGUUUGACGUUUUGAUCGAGAGUGGAGAAAUAUCCCCUCUAUCCAGGCAGGAUCCUUCUCUGGACAAACUACUUCCAGUGACAGCAAACAUCACCACCUUGCCGAUCAACACAGUGCUGUCUCGUCCUCCACCGCAGAUACACGUUGCCCGCACGCCCAACCAAACCCAAGUGCCUCCACCCAACAUGGUAGCCCUGGCCUCCGAUAACCAGUUGGAGGCCCUGCUGGAGGACGCUGAGCCACGGACCCUGAGACUGAUGGAGGAGCUUAAAAACCAGCUGCUGGAGCGGUCCCACUCCCCAAUGGACACUUCAGAUCUGACCUUCACCGACACGCCGCCUUCUGCCCUCCCUCUGCAAGACGCAGGCCUCGACAACAUGGAGUGGUUGGACCUUACGAUUCCAGGUCCUGCUGGUAUCUCCUCACCGACUGCAGUCUUUUCAUCUGAUUUCUUGGACUCCACUGAUUUACAGUUACACUGGGACUGAGCUCACAAAGGGAUGGAGAUUGGAGACGUUCUGAAAAGAUUUGCGGAUCUGUGUGCAAACCACUGAUAGUGUAGCAUCAGCUUUUCUCAGUUGCACCUAUACGUGCAGGUUUGUGUGCCGUUAUUGUCACCAACACCUAUUUCAAAGCAGAAGAAGAAUGUAGAGACACUUUUUUUCACCUGUAUAUUUAGGCAGUGAGCUUCUGCUUUUCAUAUUUUGAAGCAGUCUUUGAAACUGCUGGCCUAUGUUAUAGAGAAUGUUAGAAUGUUGUUGUUUUUUUAGAUUCUGAUAAGUAUAAUUUCUUACCUAAGACGGAACAUAUUUUAAAUGUAUCAUAUAUUUUGGGGAAAGCAAGGAUUACAAGUACAAUCAUAGUGCCUUUGCUGUUUGCGUUGUCCAGAAACUCUGUAGUUUUAGAGUUAAAGGGAUAGUAAGUUCAAAAAAGUAUUGUUCUCAUUCCAAGCUCGUAUCUUUCUUUCUUUCUGAACUCGAAAGAAAAUGUUUUGAAUCUCGUUCAGCUGUUUUUUCCAUUGGGAUCCAAAACUUUCAAACUCCAAAAAGGACAUAAAGGUAGCAUAAAAUUAAUCCAUAUGACUUGACUGGUAUAUUCAAAGCUUUCAGAAGCAGCACAAUUAGUUUCUAUGUUAAACAGAUCAAACUUUAUUUACUCAAAGUCUUUAUUAACUCUCAAAACAUUAAGCAGUGCAUACAGAGACUAAGUUAAAUUUGGCUUCAAGAAUUUUUUUUUAUAUAUAUAUUUCUGAUUCUUUUUCAGUAACAUGUUUCACUCAGACAUGUCACAACACAAAAGACUUGCAUUUAAUCACAACUUUAAAUGUCAGACCCCACUGUAUGUCAUGUACCCAAUCAACAUAAAGGCUUAAAAACUGCAUAUCAUACAAAAUGAUUCAUAUGGAUUCAUUUCAUGCUACCUUUAUGUCCGUAUUGAAGCUUGAAAGUUUUGGACCCCAUUAACUUGAUGGUAUUAACAAAAAUCAGCUGAAACGUUCUAUAAAAUAUCUUCUUUUGUGUUGUUGAAGAAAAAAAGCCAUUUGAGUUUGGAAAAAAACAUAAUGACUUAUAAUUUUGGGGUUAACUAUCCUUUUAACUAGGAACCUGUUUAUUGGCUCACUUACAUUCAACUGCCAUGGUCAAUGAGCUGUUAACUGUUGUGUUAGGGUACUCGAAAUUGUGGCAGCUAAAUAAUAACAUUCAAUUUCUAAACAUUCGAAAUCAUCCAGUGCAUAGACUGGGAAAGGUCAGAGUGAGGUUGUUUACCAAACCCAGCAUGAGGCCAAAGAGAGGGAGGGAGAGAGGCACACAAACGCCUGACUAGGGGCCAUUAUUAUCCCUAUCAAAAGAGUAGAUAGAGUGGACAGGGUUCAGCUCUUACAGUCUGAACUGACAGUGUUGCGUGUCUUGACCAGGGAAACAAGGCUAAACAGGACCUGUGAAAUUUUCAUAUUCAGAUCAGAAUGACAAAAGAGAGCAGCUGCAUUUUGAUUGGUCAGGCUCUUUACUGCAGUACAUAUGUGUUUUUUGGACGUAGAUGAACUGAAAUUCACUGUAUUUCACAGAGUCUGAGCUUCUUUCUUCAUAACCACUGAAAUGCAGGUAGCUGGCAGGUAAUUUGCCUUUGUUAAUGUACCUAAACCUCACCUUCUCAGUUAUUUGUAAAAA